GAAGACGACUUCGCCUUUGCCUGUUCGAAACGCCGCCGUUGCUCGCUCUCUCUCUUCUCUCUCUCUCUGCCUGCGAAGCUCCAAUUUUGAUUUUUUUCGUUGCUUCUGGUUUUUCUGUAACUGUGAACUGGAAGUACCGCUCCGAAGCCGCGGGUACAAUGGCGAUCGACCAUCAAAGCCAGUGGACCUGGAGAUGACUUAUGCUUCUGACCAUGGGGAUCAUCUCUGUAAUUCCAAUGAUUCAAUGUGGAGAUGCUUUCUUUUAAUCCGUUGGAUCUCCAGGUUUUUUGCAGAUUUGAAUUAGCAGGUUUGCUCGUUGAUUAGUUCUUGCUCUUCAUUUGCUGCCAAGAGGGAAAGGUGUGGUAAGUUACGCAGCAGCAAGUUGGCAAUGGAUCCUAUAGAGAUAAGUUCGUCGGAUAGCGAAACGGAGGUGGAAGACAGUGGGAGAAGUGGUACUGCCCAAGAUAGAAGGGUUCUUCCACCAUGGGAUUCGAGUUUGACUUCUGGUGCGAGCGCUAGGAGGCCAGAAACUGCCACUUCUGGAAGCUCUUUGAGAUAUGUUCCACACGUGAAAGUUCAUGCAAAUUCUUCCUUCAGUGAUGGAAUUGGAUCCUCUGCUCAAAGCUCACAGGAUGAUGAUGUCAGAUAUUUUCCUGAAAAUGGGCAUUCAGCUCUGCCUUCAGCCAUAAACUCCCGAAUUUCUAUUAGCCCUACUGGUGAUUAUGAAAGACUUUCAUCACAGCAGGCUUUGAAGAGAACACUUCCGUCAUCUUUCCGGCCACAUGUGCUCACUAAUAAAGCGAAUCUUUAUGAAGAGAAUGGGGACAAUAUUUGUAUUAAUGACAUCAAUGGAAACUCUUCACGGCCGAUUUCAACAGACAGCAAGAGCUACAUGAGAGACCAUUGGAGCAGGAACCCUGAUGAUGACGUUAUCAUGAUUGAGAAUAAAAGUAGUAGGAUUUUGCCACCGUCAAUUAUGCCCGCGAAGUCUGUUUCUGCUGCACAGGUUGCCGGUUCAAGUGAUCCCAUUUUUCAUUCUGGGAUUGGUGAUGAAAGGAUGUCCAAAGAUGACGAGAGACUGAUUUAUCAAGCGGCAUUAGAGGAUCUUAAUCAACCAAAAAUGGAAGCUAAUUUACCCGAUGGUCUGUUGUCUGUACCUCUGUUAAGACAUCAGAAAAUUGCCUUGGCAUGGAUGCUUCAAAAGGAAACAAGAAGUUUGCACUGUUUGGGUGGAAUUUUGGCUGAUGAUCAGGGCCUUGGUAAGACCAUCUCUAUGAUUGCCCUUAUACAAAUGCAACGGUAUCUGCAGUCUAAAUCAAAGUCGGAAAGCAUGCCCAAUCCCAAAACUGAAGCGCUGAAUUUGGAUGACGAUGAUGAUAACGGUAACAAUGCUUUGAACAAUUCCCAGGUUCCUGCAGAAUCCAAGGAUUCAAAACCUGUUCCAGAAGUGAGUACUUCCACCCAUGCAUUCAGUAAGCGGAGGCCCGCUGGAGGCACAUUGGUUGUUUGUCCUGCCAGUGUUCUCCGGCAGUGGGCUAGGGAGUUGGAUGAGAAAGUUGCAGGGGCAGCCAAGCUUAAGGUUUUGGUCUAUCAUGGAGGAACUAGGACAAAGGAUCCUGUUGAACUGGCUACUUAUGACGUAGUCGUCACGACAUAUGCUAUUGUGACAAUUGAAGUACCAAAACAACCUGUGGUAGAUGAGGAUGAUGCUGAAGAAAGAAAUGGGGAAGCAUAUGGAUUGUCGCCGGAGUUUUCAGCUAGUAAGAAGAGGAAAAAAGCUAUCAAUGUUAGUAAGAAAGGGAAGAAGGGUAGAACAGGUUUUGAUAGUUCGUCUUUUGAUUGUAGCAGUGGUGCACUUGCUAGAGUAGGGUGGCUUAGGGUGAUUUUGGAUGAAGCCCAGACGAUAAAAAAUCACAGGACUCAAGUUGCUAGAGCAUGCUGUAGCCUUCGAGCCAAAACAAGAUGGUGCUUAUCUGGAACUCCGAUACAGAAUUCAAUUGAUGAUUUAUACAGCUACUUCAGAUUCUUGAGGUAUGAACCAUAUGCUGCAUAUAAAUCAUUUUGUACGACCAUAAAGAUUCCUAUAUCGCGAAAUUCGCUCCAUGGUUACAAGAAGCUCCAAGCAAUCCUUAGGGCUAUAAUGCUGCGUCGUACAAAAGGAACAUUGAUUGAUGGGGAGCCGAUAAUUACAUUGCCUCCAAAAUCAAUAUGCUUGGCUACGGUGGAUUUCUCCAAAGAAGAGAGGGAUUUCUACACCCAACUGGAGCUCGAUUCACGUAUGCAAUUCAAGGCAUAUGCUGCUGCUGGCACUGUGAAACAGAACUAUGCAAAUAUUCUUCUGAUGCUUUUGCGCCUGCGACAGGCUUGUGACCAUCCAUUGCUUGUCAACGGAUACACUUCUGACUAUCUUGGAAACUUUUCUUUGCAAACGGCAAAAAAAUUGCCUCGAAAUAAGCUUACCAAUCUCCUGGAUUGCCUAGAGACGUCCUUGUCCACAUGUACUUCGUGUAAUGAUACACCGGACCACCCUGUUGUUACUAUCUGUGGCCACGUUUUCUGUUAUCAGUGUGUGUCUGAAUAUCUGAAUGGUGAUGAUAAUACAUGUCCUGCACAUAGAUGUAAAGAACCACUCGGUCCAGAUGUUGUUUUCUCCAAAGCUAUUCUCAGAAGUUGCGUCCUCGGCGACUCUGAAAAUGGUUCGACAAGUUCACAGCGAGCUGACAAAUCAUUGAUCAUGGAGCAUGAGUUUAGUUCGGCUAAAAUCAAAGCUCUUCUUGAGAUUCUACGGGCGCAAUGCAGAGGAAAAAGUGCAGAUGCAGAGCUUCAUGGUCCCAUUGAUUGUGAUGAUGAGUCUCUUUACGAAAAUACAGGCACUGCAGAUUCAACAUGCAGAGUUAAAGCUGUUAAGCACACAGCUGUUUAUUCAAGUUCUCCCCCUGAAGGACCAAUUAAAGCAAUUGUCUUUUCUCAGUGGACGAGUAUGUUAAACUUGGUUGAACAAAAUAUGGUGCAGUGUGGUAUACCAUAUAGACGACUUGAUGGAACAAUGACCCUUGCUGCAAGAGACAAAGCUGUGAAGGAAUUUAACACCGAUCCCGAGGUAAUCGUUAUGCUAAUGUCAUUAAAAGCGGGGAACCUUGGUCUAAACAUGGUUGCUGCUUGUCAUGUUAUUCUUUUGGAUCUUUGGUGGAAUCCAACUACUGAAGAUCAAGCUAUCGAUCGAGCUCAUAGAAUUGGACAAACUCGACCAGUUACUGUAUCUCGAAUCACAAUUAAGGAUACGGUGGAAGAUAGAAUUUUGGCUCUCCAGGAAGAAAAGAGAAAGAUGGUGGCGUCUGCUUUUGGUGAAGACCAAGGAGGCAGUGCCGCAACUCGUCUAACAGUUGAAGAUCUCAAAUAUCUCUUUUUGUUAUAGAUUUGUUCCCAUCACAUUUUUUGUCUUGAGUAAGUCUUCUCACUCCGAAAACCUCUGGGGAUGGGCAAGGGAGUGAUUUAAGUUUUCAUUAGUCAGAGGAGUGAGGAAUUUUUGAAUAUCUGCCGUCGCGCAUAUUACCUGCCGCCACCGGUGUUUUGACAGGAACAUCGACAGCGAACUCUAGAUUGCCCAUGCCUGAAUUUUAGGUUGACAAAAGGGGUUCUUGUCCAGCUGUGGAUGCAGCAGCCAGGCUAACAUGUGAAUAUUAUUCUGUAGAUUAAACUAGCUUAGCAUAGGAUUAGACCCUUCUAUAGUUUAUGGUAUGAUUAUUUUGUCUCUGUAUAUUCUCUC
This is a messenger RNA of Rhodamnia argentea, 3766 nucleotides long. RefSeq names its product helicase-like transcription factor CHR28. The transcript is spliced from 12 exons. NCBI's taxonomy places the organism in Eukaryota, Viridiplantae, Streptophyta, Magnoliopsida, Myrtales, Myrtaceae. The coding region runs from base 389 to 3415 and encodes 1008 amino acids. Gene Ontology annotation, molecular function: ATP binding; ATP-dependent chromatin remodeler activity; metal ion binding. The record is from RefSeq and is a predicted model, not a curated record.